CCCUUUUAUUCACUCCUCUUCCCUCCUCUUGCGCUUCAUAGCGUUCCUCCCCCUCUUUGCAUAAACCUUUCAUUUAAACCUAACCUUUUUACUUCCUCUUCUUCCCUCUUCUUCCCUCUCUACAAGAAACUACACAACAUGUCCCACAGACUCGGCGGACGCAGAAAGAACGUCAAAAAAGGAUUCCAAUUUACUCUCAUGGUUGUCGGCUCGUCUGGUACCGGUAGAACCACCUUUGUCAACACUCUCUGCGAUUCUGGUGUUUUGGCCAAAAAGGUCUGUGACAGUCCAGAAGACGCCCAUAUUGAAGCAGGCAUCAACAUAAAGCCAGUAUCUGUUGAGCUCGAUGAAGAUGGUGUCAGAAUAUCCCUCACCAUUGUUGACACCCCUGGAUUUGGUGACAACAUUGACAACGAACGAUGUUUCCAUGAGAUUGUUGCUUAUCUUGAGAGACAAUAUGACGAUAUUCUCGCCGAAGAAUCACGAAUUAAACGUAACCCUCGUUUCCGCGACAACCGUAUCCAUGCCCUCCUUUACUUUAUUUCCCCCACAGGCCAUGCACUUCGUGAGAUUGAUAUCGAGCUUAUGAGACGCCUUAGUCCUCGUGUUAAUGUUAUCCCUGUCGUUGGUCGCGCUGACUCCCUCACACCUCAAGAACUAAAAGAUUUUAAACGAAGAAUUAUGGAAGAUAUUGAACAUUACAACAUUCCAAUUUACAAUUUCCCAUACGAUGUGGAAGAAGACGACGAAGACACUAUCGAAGAGAAUAGUGAACUCAGAGCUCUGCUACCCUUUUCAAUCAUUGGCAGCGACGAAGAGAUCGUUGUGAACGGUCGUACGGUGCGUGGCCGUCAAUACCCGUGGGGUGCCGUUGAAGUUGACAAUCCCCAGCACUCGGACUUUGGAAGACUGAGAUCAGCACUAUUGAGCUCUCAUUUGCAGGAUCUCAAGGAAAUUACUCACGACUUCUUGUACGAGAAUUACCGUACCGAGAAGCUUAGUCGUACAGUCAGUGGCGGUGACCAAGAUGAUGCUGCAAUGAAUGUAGACGACAUGGCAAGCCAGGGAGUCCGUCUCAAGGAGGAGCAACUGAGAAAGGAAGAAGAAAAGCUUCGUGAGAUCGAACUCAAGGUUCAGCGUGAAAUCCAGGAGAAGAGAGCCGAGCUUUCGAGCAAGGAAGAAGCAUUGCGCAGUCUUGAAGCAAGACUCGCACAGGCCCAAAUAGCAGAUGCAUAAAGGUGUGCACAUAAAUUUCCACAAAUGAAAGGUUCCAAAUUUAUGUGUAGAAGAGAUAUCACUUGCUGCAUAUGUACUUUCCAGUUCUUAGAAGAUAUACCAAAUCUCUGCUGAAUAUCACCUUUUUGGCUCAUUUCUAUUUUUUUAAAGCCUCUAUAUUGAUCUAAUUCUUCUCAUCAUCUUAAUAGCCCUUUUUUAAAUUGAUAUAAUUUUAUGAAACAAACUCAAUGACUUGACCUCUU
Messenger RNA from Phycomyces blakesleeanus NRRL 1555(-), 1478 nucleotides. RefSeq lists its product as hypothetical. Gene Ontology annotation, molecular function: GTP binding; GTPase activity; molecular adaptor activity. Lineage: Eukaryota; Fungi; Mucoromycota; Mucoromycetes; Mucorales; Phycomycetaceae. Gene Ontology annotation, biological process: cytoskeleton-dependent cytokinesis. The record is from RefSeq and is a predicted model, not a curated record. Gene Ontology annotation, cellular component: microtubule cytoskeleton; cell division site; cytosol. The transcript is spliced from 13 exons. The coding region runs from base 139 to 1236 and encodes 365 amino acids.